Alnus glutinosa is the source of this 3053-nucleotide messenger RNA. RefSeq names its product probable protein S-acyltransferase 22. The record is from RefSeq and is a predicted model, not a curated record. Lineage: Eukaryota; Viridiplantae; Streptophyta; Magnoliopsida; Fagales; Betulaceae. Gene Ontology annotation, cellular component: Golgi apparatus; endoplasmic reticulum. The transcript is spliced from 9 exons. Gene Ontology annotation, biological process: protein targeting to membrane; peptidyl-L-cysteine S-palmitoylation. Gene Ontology annotation, molecular function: protein-cysteine S-palmitoyltransferase activity. Bases 798 to 2675 code for a protein of 625 amino acids.
UUUGUCAUCUUGUCUGUUAAAUUCUUUCCCCCAUCUACAAACUACAAAGGGGAUGAGUAAUGGGCAGAGAGAGAGGUUUUUUAAAAGCCUAUUAAAGGAGGGGUUGUUGGCAAAUGGCAAUUACAAGAGGAGGAACCAAACAACCGUCUGUUGAUCUGCCCUGUGACACAUGAUUUGCCCAUGGAAAAAGGUAACGCAAGAAACAAGAAAAAAGUAAAAGAGUAAUUAUGGAGGUGAAAAGAAAAACCAGUCUCUCUCUCUCUCUAUCUCUAUCUCUAUCUCUCUCUUAAUAGUCACAGAUCUCUGCCCAAGUAAAAAGUUUGCAAGUUACAAGAGAAAAUCCCAAACCAGGCAGCCCCUUCCUUUUUUUUUUUUUUUUUCUCUCCCUCCAUGACCCGAGGCUAUGAUUGAGUGAACCAGACAAAGUUUCCUCACUGUCCCAUUUCUCUCUAUACCCACUAGCCCCUCCACACUGCUCAUCUCUCCAAACUCCAGCUUUUCUUUUUUAUGCCUUUUCUCCUACGUUUUUUUUUUUCCUUCUGAUUAGACCCCAUUCCUCUCUAUACCCACUAGCUUUUAAGCCUUUUCUCCUACAUUUUCCUUCUUUCCCUCUGAUUAGACCCCAGGAAAUGCCAUUGCAACCAUUGUUUGGUUGGUUCCCACAGUGAAUCAGUGAUCUUCAUCUUUCCAGAAACCUGAAGGAAAGUGGAAGAAAGUAAGUAAAACCAAACAAGAGAGACAGAGACAGAGAUACCCAGUUCAGUCUUUUUCCUGCUCUGCAGCCUUCAGAGAGCAAAAUGAGAAAGCAUGGAUGGCAACUUCCUUACCACCCUCUCCAGGUGGUAGCUGUUGCUGUAUUUCUGGCAUUGGGGUUUGCUUUCUAUGUGUUCUUUGCUCCUUUUGUUGGGAAGAAACUGUAUCAGUAUAUUGUGAUGGGGCUCUACACUCCUCUCAUCACAUGUGUCUUCGGCCUAUAUAUUUGGUGCGCGGCAGCUGAUCCUGCAGACCCUGGAGUUUUUAAGUCCAAAAAAUAUCUAAAAUUUCCAGACUAUGAAAAGCAUUCAACGCCAAAGGAUUCAAAAUUAGGUGGGGAAUCAACUUCUUCCAGGCUUGAUGCUAAUGCUGCAACAGCUGGGGGGAAACCUGUGGAUAAUGAUGCAGUGGCUAAGGAUGCAACUUCAAAUGACCGUAUUAAUGAAAUCAAGGAAAAGAAUGCUUCACCAAAGCAUUCAUCUCGUUUCCUAUUGGCUUGCGCUCCUUUUGCUUUUAUCUGCAACCGCUGCAGUUCAAGUGAGGAAUCUUCUGAACAAACGUGUGAAGAAGAAGGCAUGUUCUAUUGCAGUUUGUGUGAAGUUGAGGUUUUCAAGUACAGCAAGCACUGUCGAGUUUGUGAUAAAUGUGUUGACCGUUUUGAUCAUCAUUGCAGGUGGCUUAACAACUGUAUAGGCAAAAAGAACUACCGACAAUUUUUCACCCUCAUGGUUACUUCUCUCCUCUUGCUUAUUCUACAAUGGUCAACUGGAAUCCUCGUGCUUAUCUGCUGUUCUCUUGAGAGGAAGCGGUUUUCUGUGGAUAUCUCCAUGAAGUUAGGAAGCAGUUUCUCUUUGGUGCCCUUUAUUAUUGUAGUGGUAGUGUGCACCAUUUUGGCUCUGAUUGCUACCCUACCACUAGCUCAGCUUUUCUUCUUUCACAUCCUCCUCAUAAAGAAGGGAAUCAGUACAUAUGAUUAUAUCAUAGCUCUGAGGGAGCAGGAACAAGAGCAACAAGGAGUUGGAGUUCAACAGAGUCCCCAAAUGUCUCCUGCCAGUUCACUUACUGGAUUAAGCAGUGCAAGCUCCUUUACAACUUUCCACCGUGGUGCAUGGUGCACACCCCCACGCUUGUUUCUUGAAGAUCAGUUUGAUGUCGUUCCUCCAGAAACUGCGUCUGUGAGCUCGUUAGGGAAAAUAUCGCGAGAGGAACAUAUUAAGAAAAGAAAUCCUGGAGCAGUAAAGAUCAGUCCAUGGACAUUAGCACGAUUAAAUGGAGAAGAGGUUUCAAAGGCUGCUGCAGAGGCAAGAAAAAAAUCCAAAAUCUUGCAGCCUAUAAUGAGACGGGAUGCCCCUUUUGGCCUAGAACCUGACAGUAGCUUUGGCAACAGUGGCCGUCGGAUGGUCCCGAGGCCUGAUAAUAAUAGAAGGCGGGCCAAUAAGCGGGUGCGCCUCCCAGCUGACCUACCCCUUGAGCCCCUGCCAACGGUUUCAGUUAAAGAAGUUGAGAAAGGUUUCAACGAGUCAUCAACUAGUUUGGCCCCUCUUCAGCUUGAAGCGCGCAGUGCUUUCCAAACAAGCCUAGCAAUGUCAAGCUCAGCUGGGAUUGUUGCUUCUUCUCCUGAGAGCAGUUUGGACUCACCCGAUAUUCACCCAUUCCGGGUCUCUUCAUCAGGUCCUGAAGAGGCAAGGCGGCUCACAGGUUUGUCUGCUGCUGGUGCAGUUUCUCAGAGGGGGAUCCCACUGUCAAGGUCAACCAGUGAUGGGUAUGAAGCUUCUGGUGGGGAAGAUAGUGAUCGUGUUCCUUCCAGAAUUUUCCAGAGGUCGACAAACUGGAGUAGCCUUCUCUUCGCAUCUGGUCAUGAUGAGAGGGUUAUUAAGCUGAAUGCUUCAUCUUCUAGCCAGGCUAACAGUAGAAACCUUUGACCAAUUAUGAACUGAUGAAGUUUAGUUCACUUUGAUUCCAUAAAGGGAAUAGUUCAACAUUCUUUCAUUUGUUGGCCAAGGUGUUUCGGGCUCCAAAAUACGGUCUGCUUUGCCAAAUUUAAUUGGGAAUGGACUCUAGGACAUCAAAUCAGGACCUUCAUGCGCAAGACAUGUAUAAGGCUGUACAGAAAUUUUAGAAUUUGGGUUCCACCAAGAUGUAUUUGCUUUAUAUUUUGCUUGAGCUUCAUUGCAGCGUCUGGUGGGUUUUCAGGGAUUCACCAGAUGGUGAGUUUGCUGUUGUGCUGCAUAUGAUACUCAAAUUUGUCAUCCUUGUUGAUUUUGCUAGAAAUGAAUUAUUCUUGGAUGGCUUCUGCUUGA